AGUGAAACCACCCGUUAAAUGUAAUAGACGAUCUUCGGCAACUCCGUCUGUACACAAUGGCAUUCUUGUAGUGAAUGCGGCUCUCUUUAGGACCCGGGGUGGCCUCCGGGGGAAGUCCUCUCCCGCUUGCGGGGCAAGGCAGCCAAAGCGCAGAAACGCGUAUCCACGCGCACACAUACACACACAUACGCAGACGCACACACACGCACUGCGCGCACUCGCCAAGCUCUUCUGUGCGCUCGCACAUAGGGAUAAACAGAGGGAGAGAGGGAGACCAUAGGAACGCAGCUCGUGUGUGUGUGCGCAUGUGUGUGUGUGUGCAGGUACGCUCGCUCGGUGCUGGAAACGCUAGACUGGCGGGGCAGACAUGGAGAGGUUUGGGGAAAACGCCUGGAAGUGACCGAGAACCGAACCGAAGAGGGUGGCAAGAGAGGAAAAGGGGGCAAAGGAAGAAGGGCGGACUGAUAGCUCGAUAAAAAGGAAGACAAGGAGGAGAGACAAGUCUGACAGAAGAGUGUGGAGACGGGGUUCCCCAGGAACAGAAGGAUCUUAAGGUGACUCCAUGUCCGCGGUGUGUGACAUGUGCCGCAUGGCUCUGGAUGUGAAGGGUAUGGUGAAGGAGUGAGCCCUGGGCUGGAUGGGACCCACCAUGCCCCCCAGUAAGAAGGCUCAAAGCCCAAGUAGUGGAGCCAGUGCCUCGCAGGGCAUGAGCCCUCCGUACCGACAGGGGGACGCUGCCACAGCAGCAUCAGAGGCAGAGGGAGCUGACCUCUCCCUCUCUGUCUCUGCCUCCUUCUCCAAAGCUGAGGACGAGGAGCUGACCAGCCUCUCCUGGCUCCAUGAAAGCACCGACCUCCUCAACAGCUUCAGCCACUCUGGGCUACGUAGCGUCUCCCCACUGCAGGAUCCAGACGGCCAGCAAACCCGCUCGCCGUCCUCGUCUCCCUCCUUAGAUGACCCUCUGCUCGGGGAUGCACACUCACCAUAUGACUUGACGGGAGGGGCCAAUCGAAAACCUCCGUACUCUUUCAGCUGUUUGAUCUUCAUGGCUAUUGAGGAUGCACCAAACAAGAGGCUGCCAGUGAAGGAUAUCUAUGGCUGGAUUCUGGAGCACUUCCCAUACUUUGCAAACGCCCCCACAGGCUGGAAGAACUCAGUACGCCACAAUUUGUCACUAAACAAAUGCUUCAAAAAAGUGGAUAAAGACCGCAGCCAGAGCAUAGGUAAAGGCUCGCUGUGGUCGAUAGAUCCAGAGUAUAGGCACAACUUGAUUCAGGCGCUGAAGAAGACCCCGUACCACCCCUACUCCACUGGGCUGGCUGCAGCUUCCAAUUCCCCGCCCAGCCUUCCACAGGCAUUUUACCACAGCCCACCACUGUGGUCGGGGAGUCCCCUAUUUCGAAAAAACGGAGGAGUUCUUCUGCAAGUUCCUCGGGGCGUGAUCCAGAACGGCGCCCGGGUCAGGAGUCAGGCGCUCUUCCCCGUCAUCAGACCCCUGCCUGUAAGCCCGGUGGGAAGUAGGACCUCGGCCAUCAGAUCAUCCCUGGGAGAUUAUCUAACCCGCGGACAGGACUCUCCUCCGCCCUGCGGCGAGGACCUCCAGGAAGAUCACACUUACAGCACCGCUAAAUCCCCCAGCAGGCUGUGCUCCUCGCCGGUGGCCAGUCCCUCCUCCACGCUGGACGACGACGACAUCAUCGCCGUGGAGAUCCAGUCAGACGUCAAACCCGAGCCCCGCGAGAUCCCCGUGGAUUCUCACAUCACCACUGCCGCCUCCACCUGUAUCUCCCAGCAGCCCCCGCGCGGACAGAGACGCAAUAGCUCGGGGGCGGGAGCCGGGACCCUGCCGGGCAGCAGUUUGCCCUGGACCAAAACCCGAGCGAGGGGCAUCAGCGACACGCUGCCGCUCAAGAAGCGGCGCGCGGUGGAGAAACCGCCGGAGAGCGACGACGAGGAGAUGAAGGAGGCGGCGGGGUCGCUGCUUCACCUGGCGGGGGUCAGAGCCUGCCUCAACAACAUAACAAACCGCACCGCCAAGGGCCAGAAGGAGCAGAAAGAGGCCCUGAGAAACUAAACAUGGAACGAACUCAUGAAAGAUGCACGCACACAUCAGCACAGACACACUCACAACAAUAGAUCGACAGGUAAUCAGCAUUAGUCUCAAAGGACACCAGUCAUCUCCCUCUAUCUAUCUAUCUAUCUAUCUGCAGGGCAUUGGGUUAAUCCUACUUAUUUGUGGCAAUAUCAAAAAUCUAUGUUUUCCUACAUGUUCAGCAACACUAACAUCAAUGGGUAUUUCUCAUGUGUCUAUGUUGUUUCUGUUGUUCAAAAACGGGGAUGAAAGCCAUAAAAAAAAAAUAGCAUGUUUUUGUCACGAAUUUGGACAAAACGACGAGUCACACCAAGGAGCGCAUGCAUGGUCCAGCGACAUGCGAUGGCGGUUUGUCUUACCUGUUUCGAUUUCGCACGAAUCUGUAGCAAUCCUCGCAGUGAUGCCGGCGACAAAGACGGCGGAGACUCAGCCUCCGACACACCCCACACGAGCACAAAUGUGAGACUGUGCCAAAGAGAAGCAGACCAGGUUGCUUCAUGUAGCCGAUGACGAGAAAGAAAGAAAGAAAGAAAAAAAAACUCAAAGAAAGGCGUCGUGAAGCGCCAGAGAGAGGGCCGUAAGUGUCAAACUACAUGUAAAACCCAAUGUGACGUUUAUUCAUGCACUUAAGAUUAUUUUGUGCCACUUAUACUGAAAAAGGGUAACGGCAUGGUUUCUUUUCAAGAGCAGUCAUAGUAUUUAAGAGGAAAUAUAUUAAAAUAAAAUAAUAAUAAAAAAAAACUCAUCAAAGAGAUGGAUAGUGUGCCGGGUCUGAGGCAAUAUCUCCUUCAUUUUGUUGUUGUUGUUGUUGUUGUUGAUGCAUAAUGUAAACGUCCCUGAAACUUCCUCGGUCCAUGGAUAUAGACACCUGGUAAUAAAUGUCCUAGCUGCCAGUAGCUGCCACACCUUCCUCAUCAUUCGACACUGUCAAUGAACUCUGUACAUGACCUGUGGGUUUAGCUUUCUGUUUGUGUCUGUUGACCCACACUCUACCCUCAUAAAGAUAUAAGCAAUUGGUCCUGUGCGGACGACUCUGUAAAAAGUUUAGAAAAUAUUUUAUUUUUUUUUCCUUUCUUAAUUGAAGCAAUUUGACCUGCAGGACUUUCUCAGUUAUAUUGCAUGGGUGCUUGUAAAUAAGAUAAAAAGCAAAUCUUUUUUAUUCAAAGAUCAUGUAAGAUAAACGAUGUAUUUAGCAUGAAGCAUGACUUAUUUUCAUAUAAACCUUGAUCCUAGAGGAAAGAAGAAAAAAAAAAGUUUUUCCGCCAAUUCUUAUACCCGUGGUUAUAUUUUUAGUCUUUUUGUUGUUGCUUUUUUUUUUUCAUUCCUGAUGGGACUUUUAACGACACAUCUUCAGGGAGGAAUAUGGGAGACCGUUUUACAAUUGUUACGCUUGGGGUUCAGGUUCUGUAGGCCAGCCGGUGGGCUUCUCUCUCCUACCUUUGCAGCGAUUUCUUUUGUUUUUAACCUCGUUGUUUCCGAUCAUGUGGAGUGUGUGAGUUGGUGUGCCCGGGAUCACACACCCCCUUUGACAUUGUGCCUGCCUGCCCCAUUCUGUUAUCCCAACAGAGCAUCACCUGUCUCUAUUUAUAUCAGUAUUUUUUGUUGCGUUUUUGUUCUCUGCUGUGUUGGUGUCCUUUCUUUCCAUUUACAUCGUCCAGUGGAAUUGUUUUUUUAUGGGAUGGGCAUGGAAAACCAGGACGAAUAAUCCCAAAACUUCAAGUUUAUGUUCCGCAUUUUCCACUUUUUCUGCAAAAUCAAACAUGGUUGUUGUGAUCAGAGGUAUUUGUUUUCCAUCUUUGGGGUUUUUGUUUUUUGGCUCUUCGAGGCGCAUUUCACUUCAGGCCAGGAGCACAAUGACUAGCGGCGUAGGUGCAGUCAAAUCAGGAAUGCCUAUAAAGUGUUAGUUUCCUUCCAUCUGGGUUUUUUUCUUUUUGAAGAGGUCUUGCAGGUGCCAAGAACCAAGCAGCAAAACAAAUGCAUGCCUUAUCCAAUGGUAGAGAACUUUGCCACCUGUAGCAUGCAUCACUGGCUUUGCAUUCUGUGCGGCGUCCAUGCCGACAUGUAGAGAAGUGUUCCCAUCAUGUGCCAUUCGUCUGAUAUCUGUCUGAGUGCUCCCGUGACCCGGGGUCAAGCACUCUGCUGUAUUCGAUGUAACAAUCCACUGUUGGGGGGGGAUGAGUAUUGUGCUCACUUGUCAAUAGGGCUGUUGCUUUUGUAACACCCCCCCCCCCCCCCCCUCCUCUUUUUUGUUUUUCCUGACUCACUCGUUGACAUGCGGGGGGAAAAUGGCCGUUAAAUCCAGCAAGUAUUUCUGCCAGACGAGAUCCCCAAAAUCUGAUGUUUCGUUCAAACCUGCCAAACCAAAUGCUCUGAAAUUGCCAUUUCUGAGAGGGUUUUUAUUUUUGUUGUUGUUGUUGUUUUGCUCCUCUCCCUGACGAGAUUACAUUACUGCCGUUACGUUUAGAGACCUGCCUGAGCUGGAUAUCGGAAAGCCAUAGGUUAGAGAUGUCAAAUUGCAAAGCUGUUAUCGAUCGGUGAGAUGCCAUGCAGAGUACACCCAGGUGUUCCUUUUUUUAUUUAAUUUUUUUUAUUCUUGUUGUUUUUUCCCCCCAUCCACCCGGUAAAUGUUCAGUUUUUCUCCCCUUAUUGUGCAAUCACAUUGCCAAAGAAUGAUUUCAAGACCUAUUUCAUCACUACAUGUAAAUAUCAACGUUGUCUAAUACCGUGGCAAAAAAAUAUAUAAAUGUUGUUUUAUUUUGUUUUCCAUUUUCUGAACAACUACAAUGAUGUUUAUGUGAUGUAUUGUCUUCCAGUUGGUUGCAAUAAUAAAAAAAAUACAAGUUGCAGAAAA
Oryzias latipes (Japanese medaka) is the source of this 4943-nucleotide messenger RNA. Its product is annotated as forkhead box protein N3. Gene Ontology annotation, cellular component: nucleus. Gene Ontology annotation, biological process: regulation of DNA-templated transcription. Gene Ontology annotation, molecular function: cis-regulatory region sequence-specific DNA binding; DNA-binding transcription factor activity. Lineage: Eukaryota; Metazoa; Chordata; Actinopteri; Beloniformes; Adrianichthyidae. The record is from RefSeq and is a predicted model, not a curated record.